Messenger RNA from Tripterygium wilfordii, 1204 nucleotides. RefSeq names its product epoxide hydrolase 4-like. The record is from RefSeq and is a predicted model, not a curated record. NCBI's taxonomy places the organism in Eukaryota, Viridiplantae, Streptophyta, Magnoliopsida, Celastrales, Celastraceae. The coding region runs from base 117 to 1046 and encodes 309 amino acids. The transcript is spliced from 4 exons.
AACCCCUCACCAAACCUCUUUUUUUUUUUUCCUUCCUCUUCUUGAUUUAAAACCCCCUCUCUGUCUCUCACAUAUACACUAAUUGCCUGAAUUAUCACUAUAACCAACACAAAGACAUGGUGAACCUGGUGGCAGCACAGAAGCCAUUACUUCAAGGGCUAAUGAAAAUGGCAGGAGUGAAGCCCCACGCAGUAGAGAUUGAGCCAGGGACAGUCAUGAACUUCUGGGUUCCAACCGAAACCAUCAAAAAACCCAAAAAAGGGGAAAAGGAGCCCAAAACUAUAUCCAAACCAACCAAGCCUGUACUUGUCCUAAUACAUGGUUUUGCUGCAGAGGGAAUUGUAACCUGGCAAUUCCAAGUUGGUGCCUUGACAAAAAAAUACUCUGUUUACAUCCCUGACCUUCUCUUCUUCGGUGGCUCAGUCACCGACAAGCCGGACCGGUCGCCGAAGUUUCAAGCGGAGUGUUUAGUUACUGGUUUAAGGAAGCUGGGGGUGGAGAAGUGUAGAGUGGUUGGGUUUAGUUAUGGAGGGAUGGUGGCUUUUAAGAUUGCAGAGUUGUAUACUGAUUUUGUUGAAGCCAUGGUUGUUUCUGGAUCAAUCUUGGCUAUGACUGACUCCAUUAGUGAAUCUACACUAAGUAGUAUCGGAUUCACUUCUUCUUCUGAGCUUCUUCUGCCUUCUUCUGUUAAAGGUCUUAAGGCACUUCUCUCUGUUGCUACUUACAAAAAGCUCUGGUUCCCGGAUCGGCUUCACAAAGAUUUUCUUGAGGUGAUGUUCACUAACAGGAAGGAAAGAGCAGAAUUGCUGGAGGGUUUAGUCAUAAGUAACAAGGACGAAACCAUUCACAGUUUCGCACAAAAAAUCCAUCUCUUGUGGGGGGAAAAUGACCAGAUUUUCAACCUCUCACUUGCACAAAACAUGAAAGAGCAGUUAGGAGACAAUGCAAGCUUUCAAGGCAUAAGGAAGGCAGGGCAUUUGGUUCACCUGGAGCGACCUUGCGUCUACAAUAGGUGCCUCAAGCGGUUCCUUGCUUCCAUGUCAUAGAUUUGUACUCCAAAAAGAUGCAUGUAAGACCAAACAUUACAACUUAUUACUUGUAAUCUGAAGCAAUAUUGCUCCCCUGUUGUGAAGUUGGAAAUGAAAACUUCUUCUGUCGUUGAUUUUGUUAGAAAUAUAAAAUGUCUCGCCCUAAUUAGCUAAGA